CAGACACAACACUUGGUCGCUAAUCAAAACAGUGCUUCACACACUCGCCGUGCAAAUGUUUGAUACAAAUGAUUGACUAUUAUGUGAAAUUUAAUAAAACAUGUUCAAAUUAGUGUUGCAUUGUACCGUGCUGGUGAUAUGUGUUCAAUUUUGUCGAGGUCAAGAUUUCGAUUCUUCCAGCCCUGAAGACUACGAAUACUACGAUGACCAAGACAAUAGUGAUCUACACACCUACGUGCCCUCGUAUUUAAACACACCGGAUUUACAGACGUCCGACAUACCUCAAAACUUACAAGAAAAUUUACCUCAGUACAAUUACAAAAAUUUAAAUUAUAACAAUUUGUAUACGAACAUUCCCACAACUCACCGUCCAAAUUAUACAAAUUUAUUUAUUAAUAAGCUUAAUUUUAGUAGAGAGACUCUUUUGAAUGAACCCGAAAAGACUGCACCUUCGGUGAGUUUGGAUGACUCCAAGGAGGUGGAUGAUAAACUAUUUGAAGAGUUAAUCGCCGACAAAGAGCUGCAAAACAUCAUCCACAACAAUCAAAGGAGGGAAAAUGACUCCAAAGAAUACAGUGAUGAAGAAGAAGAGGAUGAGGAAGACUACAUUGAUUCGACCACCCUCACACCAGACCCCCAGUUUAAAUCGGUGAUUUCUGUAGUGACGACGAAAAGUGUUAUCAAUAAUACGGUUAUUCCUCAGUUUGUUACUCCAAGUGGUGUUUUGGAGCCUAUUGAAACGUCCCAAGAGGACACCACUGACAACUGGGUGGUACUGGGAUCCAUACAAACUAGUAAAAGUGUUUCUGAGGCCAGAUUUGGUGAGACAAACAACGAAACUCUUGAUUAUUCCGAAGAGGAAACCACGACUGAAGAUAUUGAAACCACUAUACCCCCAAUCACAAAAGACAAAUCCAAAUCUUCUACUGAAAGUCUUUUAGACAAAUUAGAUAGAGUGCAGUCAGACCUUUCCAGCAGAUUGUUGUCUGCUGAUUUUAAAGAUAUCAAAAACAACAUUACUAUUAUUCGAGAGAAUGAAGGGGAGAAUAAUCACGGUGAGGUGGAUGAAGUAGAAACAACAACUAGUAAGAGUGUUGAAAAUAGUUUCAAGUUUCCAACGAUUAGACCUACAACAACUACUACAAAAGCCACUGUUAAAACUACACAUUUCACUCUUAAACCUAAACCAACUAGGAGGAAACCUGUCAGUGAGGAGCAGUAUCGGAAAGCAUUGCGUGCCUCCACCACAACAGUGAGGACCACCACAACAACCAUCAACCCCACCAAAUUUGAGAACCUGUUCAAAAACAGUCAAGAUGACAUCAGUGCCUUUUUGCCACCUGGUUAUAAGUUAAGCUCUACUACUCCCAGUACUACCACUACUACUGAAACUCCUAAAAUAGUUAACAAACUGGAGAGUUUAUUCAAGGAUACUCAACCUGAUGAUAUUAGUGCUUUCUUGCCGCCAGGUUAUAAAUUGAAACCUUCCAGUAGUACCACUGAAGCUACAUCUACUACUACUAAAAUUAGUAAAUUAGAAAAUUUGUUUAAGGACUCUCAACCUGAUGAUAUUAGCGCAUUUUUGCCGCCAGGCUUUAAAUUGUCGUCGACGACUGAAGCCACCACAACCAAAAAGACAAUCAAACCUAAAAAUCAACUCGAAAAUUUGUUUAAAGACAGUCAACCUGAUGACAUAAGUGCAUUUUUGCCACCCGGCUUUAAACUUAUAACCGAACUGUCAACCAGUUCUUCCAGUACUACGGUUAAACCUAAAGACAAGUUGGAAAGUUUGUUUAAGGAGGCAAAAACAGACGACCUUAGUGCUUUGUUACCGCCAGGUUAUAAGUUGAAACCAUCUACAACAACCACCACGGAAAAAUCUAAAGUACAGCUCCUCCUCGAGCAGUCGCAACCCGAUGAUAUCAGUGCCUUGCUACCGCCUGGUUAUAAGAAACCUUCGGCAAGCGCCCCGAAGAAGGAUUCCAAGGAGGACAUAUUUAAGAACGCCAAAACCGACGACAUAAGUGCUUUCCUUCCGCCAGGCUACAAACUCAGGUCGUACUCAUCAACGACAACCGAACCGACAGCGCCGACGGAACCUUCCAGCACCACUGCCAGCUCCAGUACUGCCGCCUCAAGUGCCGGCGGUGCGAAACCGGUGAAAAUAGUGUUCCCGACCAGACCAGGAAAGAAGAACUCCCGCACGACGACGACCAGUCGCAGCAAUGCCAAUUCCGAGUCCCGCAGCGUGACACCGCCCACCAUCCACAUAGGUUGGCCCUCAAGGGCGACCACAGAAUUCACAGGUUGGCCGACACCUUCGACGACCCCGAUUUCGAUAGAAAAACUUCUGGAGUCGGCUAAAAUCGCCACCAGCAGUACGACUGAGGUGGACAUUUUGACAACCUCGACGACAACCACCACGACAACCACAACUACGACCACACAGAGGCCCACGACUCCAGGAAUAUGCGAAAACAACUGUGAUUUGGCCAGCACUAUUAAACUGGUCGGUGGUGCCAAGUGGGUACCGGAACUUCUAGACAGGAACACCAAUGAAUGGCAAAUUUUGUCUAACGAAGUGCAAAGUCAAUUGGAAGACGUUUACAAAAAGUCGUACCAGCUAAGUACUUGGUUCAAAAAAGUGAGGAUAGAUGGAUUUAGCAAAGGAAGCGUUCUAGUUGAUUAUGUCAUAGAACUGAACAACGUCGACAAAAAAAUCAACACUGCAGAAAUAAAACAGUUAUUCCAUGACGCCCUUGUACAAUACUCGAGAAGUGGCAAAUCAAUAGACUCCGAGCACCUGGAUAAUCUAACAUUGGGCAAGUUCGUCCUGGAUCCCAAAUACACAGAUUUCGUCGUUAUUCCAAGCCAACCAGAAAUACACCUAGAUAACAAAGAAGACCAACUGGCUUUGCCACAAUGGACCAUCGCUGCCAUAGUUAUUGGUCUUGCUUCUCUUCUGUUCAUCAUUAUUUUUGGAGCAACUGUUCUCGUAAACAGAGAGAAGAACUCAAAGAAAAAGGUGGGCACGCCGCUGAGUCAGGACAUGUUAAAUGAAUUGGACAAAAACCAUAUGGGUGGUUUAGAAAAUUACCCUGUGAAUGAAAGUAUGUAUGAUAUGGAAUGGAUUGAUGAUAGGGAUCUUCCCAGGAAGGAAUCGAUGAGAGGACCGAGUGGUUUUGACAGUUGGAGAUCAGAAUGGAACGGUCAUUACUUUAACGCAUAUUACGGAAAGAAUAAUAUGCAGAUGUAUGACGGCGGAAUGCCGCAUUCUAAUAGUCAUUUUUGAUAUUAUUUAUGUACGUAAUUUAAUCUAGUUUCGUAAUAAUUACGCUGUAUAAAUGAAAUUAUAAUUAAGUGUUUUGAAAUUAAGUUAUUUCAAAAAAAGAGUAAAUUUUUAAUAAAAAAUUCUUUUACAUUG
Molecule: messenger RNA, 3424 nt
Organism: Aethina tumida (small hive beetle)
Lineage: Eukaryota; Metazoa; Arthropoda; Insecta; Coleoptera; Nitidulidae
Exons: 8
Coding region: 101-3292 (1063 amino acids)
Source: RefSeq, a predicted model, not a curated record